UAUUUGCACCAUGCUGUCUGAAGAAGCCAGAAGCUGAAACAUUGUUUAUCUAUCACUUCAUGAGUAUUUCUAGUGAUUGAGGAGUAUCCUGUGGGGUCCUGGUUCUCAUUGGACACAGAGCCUUUUGCAGUUUUGAAAAUCUGCUACAGAAUCUAUUUACAUACAGUACAUUGAACACAGCAAUUUACAAUAUGGUAAAGAUGAUAAACUCAUUAAGCACAAAGUGACUUUAGAGAAAGAUUACAACACAAAUAGGUUAAAUCUUAUACUGUAAAAUCAAUAAAAAUGGACAGAGCUACACAUAUUAGUGUAUUAGAUUAGAGAACAGUCCUGCUGUUUUGAAUGGAGUUUCCUACACUGUACUACCAUAGCGCUAGUACCACAAUGUGCCGUGUGGCUUUUUGUUUGUCACAUGAACACCACAUAGAUCCGUCUAACCAUGGAUUCCCAGAGGUUUUAUUCCCCAUAUCAAUCUGAUGGGGUUUUCUUCAUCCUCUUCAGAGUGGUAACGGAUCACGCCAGCAUCAAGGUGAACGAAUGGCCCUUUCUCGUUCUGCACUUUCUUAUGUAAGAUUUGAUCUUGAAAAUCCUAGCAGUUACAUGUGAAGCACACCAUAGAGUUACUAUAUGAGAAGCAUAAUAUUAUUGCAACAACAAUGUUAUAGUAAUCUAUUAGACCUCUGAGAACAGCAGAUAUAGAGUAUGCUGUUGUAUUCUACAGAUAUUUGGGGAUCAAACUCUUUUCUGUGUAAUUUCCUGUAAUUUGUCCAUGCAGACUUACAGUGAAUAAGCGGUACUGUGAUUAUAUUAUUCUCUUGCGCCCCCUUGUGGCUGUAAAAUGCCAAUGGUAUUGCACAACUAGUAUACGAGGUGGGGUCGAAAGAAAAACAGUGAAGUUCACAACACAGACGGUUGUCUAGUGUCAGUUUGUGACACGUCUACGAUGUUCAUUUAAGUGUCUUUAAACGCUGUGUAGAAUUGGGAACCGCGGCCAUGGCACAUAACCCACCAGCCAAGACACUUGAUCCAAGAAGUCAGGAACUUAUAAUAAAAAAAUAUAAGGAUGAAGGAAGCCUGGUGAAAUCUGGGAACAGGUUCAUCCUGAAGUUUCUGAAAAUUUACACCGAGCAUAAAACACUCGUCCGUGGACACAUGGCUGAGGUGCUACACAGCAUCUUUUUUUUGGGCAACAUUAAUGACGUGAAAAUUGAUCCUAUGGAAUUCUUUACCGACAUAGUGGGGGAAGAAAUUAAGAAAAAAUUUCCAGAAGCGUUUGAGAAAUACAACAAACACCUGCCGACCCGCACGCCUUUUUCCAUCCUACUUGACGCGGUUGUGCUGAUUAAAGGCAAUCAAAAUCAAAAAGACGUAAUGGAGUAUCUGUCGGCUUUAUUAAAAGAACUGAGUGUGCCAAAACCAAAAAAGGCGACACAUUCAAACUAUUACACCUUGGAGGCCACUGUCAUCUGCAUGUGUCAUUAUGAAAGGAAUGGGCUAAAAGGUCUGAACCCUAACCCUAACUUCUAUGGAGGCUCCUUGUCCUGCAAGGGGUUGAAAGAGCGGAAGGUCAUGAUCGCGCUCUCGUGUCUGGAACCGUGGACCCCAGCAGUGGCGUAUGCCGUGGCCUUUGCAGAUGAAGGUGCUUACAUCAAGCUUCCAAAAGAUGUCAUAAGCGAAGCUUUUCAAAGAGACUUGAAAACAGACAGCUAUCUGGAAAAAGCUCCAUGCACAAACUGCAUUACUAUAUUCAGAGGGGUCUCAUUCAAGCCUUGUUAUACAGGAAACAAUAAAAAAGAACUGUGGCCGUAUGGCAACUGCGCCGAAACAGAAUCUCUCAGCAAGCUCCUCAAGGCAGAUGUAACACUCCGUGGACAAGUAGAAGUUCAUAAUAAAACGGGGAUCGUUCACCUAGACCUUGAAACACAUCAAAUUCACAGCAAAGCCACAGAGACGCUGGCUGAGGAGCUUCCAAAGGGAAGGUUUGUGGUUCCUAGCAAUGUGUUUCAGUUCUUCUACUCUUAACCCCCUCCCACUUGCAGAUUUAACAUGUUAUUAAUUAGAAUUCACUGCUGUUUGUAUUCUAAUAUAUACUGACUCAUAUUUACUCAGUUAUCCUGCUUCCAUAUUCAUGUUGUUUGGUUAAUGAUUUAAGAUCAUUAUUUCCUAGAGGAAACACAAGCUACAGACAGUUGAUUAAAUGCAAUACUUUCUAUGUAAUCAUUAUUUACACUGAAGCUAAAAUAUUAUCUGAAUAUUAUUGAUUGCUGAUUUGUGCUAUUUUUAUAUGAAUCUUUUCUACUUUUGUACCGUCUCUAUUUUCUGUCUUAGUCAAAUUCAUAAAAGAUAUAACGGUGUUGUGUAAUUCACUGUGAAGUAUUUUAAGAGACAAUGUCAGGGUGCAGGCGUUGAUGCACAUAAGCAGGGUGGAAGCAGAUGUGGGUGCGGGUUUUUGAGAGAGGUUACUGUGUGUGAUGUGGAGCAUCCUGUGAAACCACGUACCCGGGUCACCCUGGGUUAACUCGGGCUGACCUGAGUCGUCAGCGACCCACCUCAGGGUCGACACGCUUUGACCCGGGUCGAGCGAGACAGAGUGCAUGAUGGGAGGUUGUAAGCAGAGGACAUGACAAAUAGCCACACCACCAUAAAGGUUUCAUUUCCGCCUUUCUUUAUAUUCAAACACACCAUGAGCCAGACCGCUGCAGGAAUGUCAUGGAGCAAUGAAGCAGCGUGUGCUCUGAACAACAUUUGGGCCGAGGAUUCAGCGCCGAGAAGCUGGAUUUCCAGGUCAUUUCGUAAGCACAUUGUGGACUUGCUUCUGUGAGCCUCGGUCGACUCUGCUUGUGAAAUGGCUUAGCCGACCCACAUGACACCGGGUUGAGACCCAGGUAGGCUCGGGACCCGGGUCGGAGUGCCAGUGUGAAAGGGGCUGAAGUUACUGAAGUUGAAUAAGAAGUCUCCAGUCCUGACCUGAAAGAGUGCUCCGGGUUCAGGUAGAUAUGGCCACCUAUCCUGUAAGCUCAUCACUAGUAGACUACUAUAUUUAGUCUAGAAAUAUAUGUUGUAAUAAUUGUUGUGUUUCUGUAUUGCUAAUAACCAAUGAGUAAAAUCAAAUAUGUAAUCAAACAAAUAAACCAUGUGAUUCGCUAAACCGAUUUUCAUGACUCAAGUGAAAUUAUUCC
This is a messenger RNA of Acipenser ruthenus (sterlet), 3179 nucleotides long. RefSeq lists its product as uncharacterized. Bases 994 to 2022 code for a protein of 342 amino acids. NCBI's taxonomy places the organism in Eukaryota, Metazoa, Chordata, Actinopteri, Acipenseriformes, Acipenseridae. The transcript is spliced from 6 exons. The record is from RefSeq and is a predicted model, not a curated record.